Messenger RNA from Durio zibethinus, 2730 nucleotides. RefSeq names its product protein ACTIVITY OF BC1 COMPLEX KINASE 3, chloroplastic-like. The record is from RefSeq and is a predicted model, not a curated record. Lineage: Eukaryota; Viridiplantae; Streptophyta; Magnoliopsida; Malvales; Malvaceae. Gene Ontology annotation, molecular function: ATP binding; protein kinase activity. Gene Ontology annotation, biological process: protein phosphorylation.
UGGCACGUAGUUUCAAUGGGAAAACAAAAAAAAAACAGAAGGCUGUCCCAAUAAAAUCCACAUGUCCAACGUGUCCCUGCGAAAUCUAUGUAUCCUUCGUCAACAAUUGUUCCAACUCUUUGGAUUAAAAAACAGGUCAAUCAAAGGCGUGACAGUUUCCACUUUCCACCAUUUUUUUAAGUUAUCCAUUGAUUGAGGAAGACGAAAAGUAGUAGCAGUGUUAGCCAUGAGUCUUGUUGUUUCAGCUGGGGGUCACUCGUUCUGUUUCCAGGCCUGUAAAGGGUUUUCAAUUCCGAAACCAAAGGGGUACAAAUUGGGUCCUCGAGCUGCUUUGGUAGAAGCCAGGCCCAGAGUCAACGGUUCACCGGUGGCUUUGCAAGUGUUAGGAGGUAACCGAGCGGAGGACCUACAAGCGGAGGCUCGGGCCAUGGCUCGUGCCGCCAAUGCCUCUGUUUACAGCCCCGAACUUCUUGCUAAGAAGUACGGGUCACGACCCGUCCAGGUAGUGAAAAGGACUUUGGAAAUCUUGAUAGCCUUGGGUUCUUUUGCUUUGAAACUAUGGUUGGAGCAAAGGAAUGGAACGCUGAAUCAAAAUAAGAGAAAACGAGCAGCUGAAUUGAGGACCAUCUUCACCAGGUUAGGCCCUACUUUUGUAAAAUUGGGUCAGGGUUUAUCCACUAGGCCUGACCUAUGCCCACCCGAGUAUCUUGAGGAGCUGGCUCGGCUGCAGGAUUCUCUGCCUACAUUUCCUGAUGAAGAAGCAUUCUCAUGCAUCGAAACAGAGUUGGGGAUGCCGCUCGACUCCAUUUUCUCUUUGAUAUCCGCUUCUCCUAUUGCAGCUGCUAGUUUAGGCCAAGUCUACAAGGCUCAACUAAAGUAUUCUAGCCAAACUGUUGCUGUCAAGGUGCAACGACCUGGUAUUGAAGAAGUCAUUGGACUUGAUUUUUACCUCGUAAGAGGUCUAGGAUUUUUCAUCAAUAAGUAUGUUGACAUCAUCACCAGCGAUGUUGUUGCCCUCAUUGAUGAAUUUGCCCGUAGAGUUUAUCAAGAGCUUAACUAUGUUCAGGAGGGACAGAAUGCAAGGAAAUUUAAGAUGUUGUAUGCUGACAAGGAGGAUAUCCUUGUUCCAGAUAUCUUUUGGAAUUAUACAAGUGGCCAAGUACUGACGAUGGAGUGGAUUGAUGGAGUGAAACUGAAUGAGCAAGCUGCCAUUGAAAGUCAAGGUUUGAAGGUUUUGGAUCUAGUAACCACAGGUAUCCAAUGCAGCCUCAGGCAGCUAUUAGAGUAUGGAUAUUUUCAUGCGGAUCCUCAUCCUGGUAACCUUUUGGCAACACCUGGAGGAAAGCUUGCUUUUCUAGAUUUUGGAAUGAUGAGUGAGACCCCAGAGGAAGCAAGAUUUGCUAUCAUUGGUCAUGUUGUCCACAUGGUCAAUCGGGAUUAUGAAGCUAUGGCUCGUGAUUACUAUGCUCUAGAUUUCUUGUCAGCUGAUGUAGACGUUUCCCCAAUUGUGCCAGCACUUCGGAACUUCUUUGAUGAUGCUCUUAAUUACACUGUGAGCGAACUGAACUUCAAAACACUAGUUGAUGGUUUGGGUGCUGUUUUAUAUCAAUACCCGUUUAAUGUACCUGCCUAUUAUGCACUGAUAUUGAGAUCGCUUACUGUGCUAGAAGGAUUAGCCCUUUAUGCUGAUCCUAAUUUUAAGGUGCUGGCCGCCUCAUAUCCAUACUUCGCUAAAAGGCUACUCACAGAUCCAAAUCCAUAUUUGAGGGAUGCUCUUAUAGAGUUGCUUUUUAAGGAUGGGAGGUUUAGGUGGAAUAGACUAGAAAAUCUUCUUGUUCAGGGAAGAAAGGACCGAGAUUUCUCUGCCAAAGAUGCUUUGCAACCUGUUUUAAAGCUACUAUUAGCACCAGAUGGUGAAGAACUAAGAACUUUGGUAAUUAAAGAGGCUGUUCGUGUCACUGAAGCUGUUGCUCUGGGCACAGCUAUUGAUACAUACAACUCUGUACCCUCUUUUAUGCGUACUCUGAUGUUCAAUGGAAAUGGAAGUGGAGCACUUGCAAUGAGCACUGCUGAAAUGGAAAGCAUGAUGGAGUUUCGGGCCCAGGUCUUUAGAAUUUGGGGGCUACUACGUUCCUCUGAAAAUUUUGAUCCAGCACUUUUGCAGCCUAUUUUACAAUUAAGUAUGGAUGACCACUACAAAAAAUGGCUGCCCAAAGAUUCUAAGAUCAAAUUGGGAAAUACUUGUCUUCCUUAUCAUGAAGCGAACCCUUUUUCAUGGUUCUGGAAGAGGCAGGUAUAUAUUUUGAGAAUGAUUACUAUAAUAUGUUUACUACUUGCUAGUAAGAGGAUUUUACUGAGUAUGAAUUGAGCAGCUAAGCUGUUGCGGACUGUGGAUUACUGGAACUGAUUCAUAGUUUAGAAGUCCAUGCCUUAGUGACUAUGGAAAAUCCGCAAUCCGAGAACUAUUUUUGUGAACUCCAGAGACUGCCUUUCUAUGUAUUAAUAUAUUUUUGUAAUUUCAUCAAGAUGUCUUGUAAGAUCUAAUUUUUCAGAAAAAAUAAAUUGCAAUCAUUCUUAAGUAUUAACUGAUACUUUAAAAAGCCCAAAAGAAGCCAUGGAGAGUUCAUGCUGCAGUUGAAUGAGGAACUAACUCUUGGAUGUUGCAUUUGGCCCAAACCAUUUCUUUACGCAACUACAAUUUUCAAUGGAGCUGGCUAAUGAAGGUUUCUU